Molecule: messenger RNA, 2128 nt
Organism: Perca fluviatilis (European perch)
Lineage: Eukaryota; Metazoa; Chordata; Actinopteri; Perciformes; Percidae
Gene: phf21b
Product: PHD finger protein 21B
Source: RefSeq, a predicted model, not a curated record
AAUCAAGCCGCGGACUCGGACAAAAUAUAGUCCCCGUUUUUCAACUUAAAAUUACCGAAAGAAAAGCUAACCCGCUCCCCCGUCGGACCCCUCGACGUUCGGCCGUUAAUCUGGACAGGACCCGUCCGGGGCCUGAGCUCUUUCUGCCGGGUUUGGAGCACUUUUGAAGACGGGCGGAAAGUGGGUGAUGAGUCCUAGCCUGUAAAAAGAAGCGAGAACUUGCUCUUGCAGCCUGAGUAGUUCUUCUUUCAAUUGUUAUUGUCGCUUUAAAAAAUCUUUUAUUCACUUAAAACUUCGUCUCGGUCGCGUCGAAAGUGGGAGAAAAGUGCUUUUCUGGUCGGAACAUGGAACUACAAGGCCUGCAAGAGGCGUUGAAAGUAGAAAUCCAAUGUCAUCAGGAUGGAGAGCUUAAGAGACAGCUACACGACAGGAGAAUAACAGCCCUGAGCGAUAAACAAAACCAGACUUUGUGCAAAGGCCUCAACGAACUUCAGAACGGACAGAAGCUGGCGGUCAGAAGUUGUCCUGUAGCGUCGACUAAGCCGCUGUCUCUCAUCAAGCCUCCCAGCCAGGGCAUCGCCAUCUCCGUGGUGCCGGCCAAAGCUCCCGUUUCCAUGGUGACCGCACACAUUAACGGACAGAAGGCGGCGAGCUCGGAGUCGCUGCAGACGUCCCCCAUCAACCUCCAGACGGGCGGCAGGGUGGCGGCCGCCGGCGUCCACCCGUUCAGCAGCAGGAGAGCCGGAGAGCUGUCUCCCUCACAGAUGCUGGGAACUCUCACUGCUGUGCCCAUCAAGGUGCCUCAAGUCAGCUCCCUGCACCGGCUGGCAGGACAAGCAGCCACUGUGCUACCUCAGGUCAGGCCAAAGACCCAGAUCCCCGACAGCCUCCCCCACAGUCCGUGUCAGGAGCUGCAGCCUCUCGGCCUGCCGAGGGCCACGGCGGUGGUCAGUCCGAGGAGCCAGGGCCCCACGCUGCCCACCGCCAACGGCACCUUCAGCCCCGAGCGCCAGAGCGACACCUCGGGGGGCCCAGACUCGGGCAGCCCCGUCCAGCACGCCUCCGCUGGGCCCGGCGUGGCGUACGCCAUCAUCGCCACAUCCCCCGCCACAGGCAACGGGGCGUCCGGCGUCGGCGAGGCCGUCAAGGUGCAGCCACUGCUCUUCAGCGCUGACAACAAGGUGAUAAUAAUCCAGCCGCAGGCCCCCAGCAGCACUGAGGGGUCCCCGGGGGCCCAGGCGGACCUCCCGUCACAGGAGGCCCCACCCGCUCCGAAAGCCCACCCAGAAAAAGACGAAGACCCAGAGAAAAUUGCCUUCAUGGUCGCCCUCGGCCUCAUAACCACAGAACACCUGGAAGAAAUCCAGACGAAGAGACAGGAGAGGAAGAGACGAAGCACAGCCAACCCGGCCUACAGCGGCCUCUUUGAACCAGAGCGUAAACGUCUGGCGUCACAUUACCUGAACAGCUCGCUCUUCCUGUCAGCACGAGACUCUGAGGAUUUCAGCUGGAAGGAGGACCUGGAGCAUGACGAGCACUGCGCCGUCUGUAAGGAGGACGGCGAGCUGCAGCCGUGCCACAACUGCCCCCGAGCCUUCCACCCCAACUGCCUCCACCCGCCGCUCAAAACCCCCCCCAGGGGACCCUGGUACUGCCCCAAGUGCCAGAAGAAGGUGCUGAACAAAGAAAACAUGUCGUGGCCACAGAACUUUGUUCAGUCCUACGUUACACACAAGACGGUGAGGCAGGAGGAGAAGCGACGGCUGCUCAGACGAAACACGGAGCUGAAGAAAGAGUGCGCUCACCUGGAAGAACAAGACGAGAAGCUCAACGAGGCGCUCAAACAGUGUAUGGACGUGAGGGAGAGACUGCUGGGCCAGCAGAGAGACACUCAGGCCUCGCUCGAGCGCCUCAAAGCUCUCAUCAGGCUGAUCCAACGCGACCAGCUCAUCCAGGUCACCAUGACGACCACCGCCACCAUCGGCGCCGCGUCCCUGCUCUCGCAGUCCUGGAUCAAACCCACCAGCGCCAACCAGCUCGCCGCGGCCUCCUCUGCCGCUGUCCCGGGCCCCUCAGCCGCCACGCCCCUGCAGCAGAAGAGCCACAGCCAGGACGACACAUAAACCAG